CCAGGUUUCUUUGAUGUUGUCUCCGGUAUUUAUGAAAACAAUAAUAGUUACAAACUUGACUUGAAGCCAUUCGAAUUCAGAGAAGGUGAACCAUUCUUCUUGUACAAUUAUUUGGGUGUCGUCAUUAUUACUGUCCCAGCUACAUUGGCUCUUCUCUUGUCAUUUGCCUUCUUGAUUUGGUACACUCUUGAAGAUUCUCAAGUUACUAGAACUCGUUCAAAUCCUCAUCCAUUCCUUGAAAUUAAGAAUGGUUUGGACAUGACAAAGACCUAUGUUCCAUUCUUGACUGGAUCCAUCAAGUAUGGUAUCUUGAAUGCUGAUUACAAGAUGUUGUUCUGGAAUGAACUUAACAGAGCCAAGAAUAGAGAUCUCUAA
Messenger RNA from Naegleria gruberi, 375 nucleotides. RefSeq lists its product as uncharacterized. The record is from RefSeq and is a predicted model, not a curated record. NCBI's taxonomy places the organism in Eukaryota, Heterolobosea, Eutetramitea, Acrasida, Naegleriidae. The annotation marks the transcript as partial. The transcript has 2 exons.